Messenger RNA from Ostreococcus tauri, 507 nucleotides. RefSeq names its product Zinc finger, RING/FYVE/PHD-type. Bases 1 to 507 code for a protein of 168 amino acids. The record is from RefSeq and is a predicted model, not a curated record. Gene Ontology annotation, molecular function: ubiquitin protein ligase activity. The transcript is spliced from 2 exons. Lineage: Eukaryota; Viridiplantae; Chlorophyta; Mamiellophyceae; Mamiellales; Bathycoccaceae.
AUGGAGUCGGUGUGGUGUCACGACUGCCGCGCCCGCGUUGACGUCGCCGCGGAUGCCCUGGACGACGCCGCCGACGUCCCGUCGUGUCCGUCGUGCUCGAGCGUUUUCUUGGAGCGAAGACCGAGCGCGAACGAACGAGAAGGAAGCUCUCGAGGCGUCUUAUCCGUCGUCUUCGGGCCCACGAUGACCCUCCUUCCGCUCGGCGCGUUCGGAGAGAUCGACUUCACGCAGUUCGACACUCGAAACUUCGACGCGCCGUGCGCUGCGGCGACGGUAGAGGCGCUCCCAGAGCGAGACGCAAGAGACGCGGGACUGGCGAGCGGCGCGACGUGCUCGGUGUGCCUGAGCGAGUACGAGGGCGAUGAGCGAGUGAAGACGAUUCCGAGAUGUUCGCACACUUUUCACACGAAGUGUCUGUGCGAGUGGUUGAAGAUGCGGGACACGUGUCCGGUAUGUAGGUGCAAGAUCGAGGAAACGAAGGCGGACGGGGGUGAUGCGAACGAAUAG